ACUCUAGCAGGUAUCCGAUGAGUAAUGCGCCAUACAGCCUUCUACGCAGCUCCUUCCAUUUCAUCUAGAAGUUACCGAUACCAAGUUGGUUCUAAACCAGAAAGUGAUGUGCGGCCCAUAGAUCCCUCUCCUUUUCACUUUUCCCUCCUGCCUACAUAAACCCCUUCCAUCUCUCUUCCUCAAUCACUUCCUGAACAUCGCCUUCCUAAAACCACUCUCCAACCCCAACUUCCCGUUUUCUUGCCCUGCAGUCCAAAUUUUUGUCUUUCCGGAAGGAACAAAAGCUUCUUCUCAAAUCCCCUUUUUCUCCCCAGCAAAGAAGAUGUGCGGCGGAGCGAUUAUCGCCGACUUCAUUCCCCGCAACCGCAGCGCCACUGCCGCUGACAUCUGGCCCAAGACUUCCAUCAGCAACAAGAUCAGCCCUUAUGAUCCCUUCCCGUCCAAAAGAUCCCAACCCUCUUCAGGUGGUGGGCGAUCGGCUAACGAGUUACACACGGGCGUAAAGAGGCAGAGGAAGAACCUGUACAGAGGGAUCCGGCAGCGUCCAUGGGGGAAAUGGGCGGCCGAGAUUCGCGACCCGAGGAAAGGGGUUCGUGUCUGGCUCGGCACCUUCAACACCGCCGAGGAAGCGGCUCGUGCCUACGACAGAGAAGCCGUCAAAAUCCGCGGGAAGAAGGCGAAGGUCAAUUUCCCCAACGAAGAUGCCGCCGACUGUUGUUACUCGGGAAAUCUGCCGAUCGAUGCAAUUGUUAGCAUCCCCCGUGCUAAUAAUUCCGGGUUCCGCUACGACCUCAACCAGAUCGAGGCCUAUCUUUCCAAUGCUUCCGACGAGGAGGACAAUUAUUCCGGGUCGGCUUCGGACGACUUGAACCGAAACGUGAAUGAUUACAAUCGCGGUCACGGCAGCAGUAAUUGUCUAUUGGAAGCCGUCAAGGAAGAAGAACCUGAGAAAUUAACGUCGGAGAACAAGAAAGUGACGCCGGUGGUGGUGGAGGAGGAGGAGCCGACGGAGGUACAGAAGCUGUCGGAGGAGCUGAUGGCGUACGAAAACUAUAUGAAGUUCUAUCAGAUCCCGUAUCUCGAUGGGCAGUCGGCGACUCAGAGUGCAGCCGAGGAGAGCGUCGUCGGAGAUCUCUGGAACUUCAACGACGACGAGGACGUCGUCCCUGCUGUCGCGGCUGCCGUUUAACCUUUCACGGUGGCAGCCUGCUAGUUUGGAAUUUGAUUUCGUUUUGUUGCGUUCCCAAUUUGAUUCGUUCUGUAUAAAUUUCAGAAACCCCGCACGUUUCCAUUUUCCGUGUUUUUAUCCCAAAAAAAAAAAAAAUUGUAAGUUUGAAUGAUCGUUCAAUUUCAAGUAUGG
Messenger RNA from Linum tenue, 1360 nucleotides. The record is from the annotation of a GenBank genome assembly. Lineage: Eukaryota; Viridiplantae; Streptophyta; Magnoliopsida; Malpighiales; Linaceae.